AUGAUGAACAACAAGCAGACAUGGAACGUAGCCAUGGCGGUCGUCGCGUUGUUCCUCACUGCAGUCGGCGACUGGAGCGGCCGUAGUAGUGGGGCCCAUGCAUCGUCCCUCAGCGACUGCCGCUACGUGCUGGACCAUUCAAAGGCAUGCAAGAACUACAUCACCGGCAAGGAAGACGGCGUCACCGACGUCUGCUGCCACGGGCUGCGCAAGCUGGUCCGCAAGACGGCCGGCAACGUCGAGCAGCAGAAGGAUGUGUGCAGCUGCUCCGCCAAAAUUUUCGAGCGGUUGAAGGGCGUGCAAGAAGACAGGCUGGCCCUGCUCUCCUCGAAUUGCAGAGCUAGGUUCCCUUUCACGCUCGCCAAGAGUCCCGACUGUGACAAGUAA
This is a messenger RNA of Linum trigynum, 387 nucleotides long. Lineage: Eukaryota; Viridiplantae; Streptophyta; Magnoliopsida; Malpighiales; Linaceae. The record is from the annotation of a GenBank genome assembly.